GUAAAAUUACUGAAAGAGGGUCCGAAACGUUCAGGUUUUGAUUAACUUAACGGGUCGUGACUGAAGAAAUUAGUACAAAAUACGACAACUAACGGAGGCUGUCUCUUCAAUGACCCGACAUGACAUGGACUCUCACGUUGAUGAAGUUAAAGAGGAGUAUUAUCUGGAGCAGCAGAACUGGAGCCCAAGUCUGGACCAGGAGGACGAAAAGCCCCCACAGAUUAAGGAGGAACAGGAGGAGGCUGAAGUCACCUCUAUCAAUGUGAAGUUUGAAGAUGAUGAUGAGAAGCCUCAGUUCUCAGAGCUUUGUACCAGCAAGAAUGAGAACAGAGACCACAAAGAACAAGAACCAGAUCAGCAUUUAGAGUCAGAUUCCAAAGACAAAGUAUUAGAGUCUUCAGAGGUAAAUAUAAGUUACAAAAACUGGGAGAACGGUGAACAGCUUCCAGUUUUAAACUUUGAGAAAAAUAAUACAGUUCCCGAAGACAAUACAAAAUGUCAGAGAGGUGAGGAGCUUUACAGCUGCACUGAAUGUGGUAAAACAUUCUACCAGAGGUCAGAUUUGUUGAAACAUGGACAAAUCCACAAAAGAGGUAAACCUUUCAGCUGCUCUCAGUGUAAAGCAACUUUUACAUGUAAACAUACUGUAGUACAACACAUGAGAAUCCACACGGGAGAGAAACCUUUUAGCUGUUCUGUCUGUGAAGCAGCCUUUACAAGGAAACAUGUCUUAAAGCAACACAUGAUGAGGCACAGUGGAGAGAAACCUUUCAGUUGUUCUGUCUGUGAAACAGCCUUUGCAAGAAAAAGUGACUUAAAGCAACACCUGAUGAGGCACAGUGGAGAGAAACCUUUCAGCUGUUCUGACUGUGAAGCAGCCUUUGCAAGGAAAAGAGACUUAAAGCAACACAUGAUAAAGCACAGUGGAGAGAAACCUUUCAGCUGUUCUGUCUGUGAAGCAGCCUUUGCAAGCAAAAGUGACUUAAAGCAACACAUGAUGAGGCACAGUGGAGAGAAACCUUUCAGCUGUUCUGUCUGUAAAGCAGCCUUUACAAGGAGACAUGGCUUAAAGCAACACAUGAUGAGGCACAGUGGAGAGAAACCAUUCAGCUGUUCUGUAUGCGAAGCAGCCUUUGCGAGGAAAAGUGAUUUAAAGCAACACAUGAUAAAGCACAGUGGAGAGAAACCUUUCAGCUGUUCUGCCUGUGAAGCUGCCUUUGCAAGGAAAAGAGACUUAAAGCAACACAUGAUGAGGCACAGUGGAGAAAAACCUUUCAACUGUUCUGACUGUGAAGCAUCCUUUGCUAUCAAAAGUGACUUAAGGCAACACGUGAUAAGGCACAGUGGAGAAAAACCUUUCAGCUGUUCUCAACCUUUCCAAGCAAAAGUGACCUAA
This is a messenger RNA of Nematolebias whitei (Rio pearlfish), 1396 nucleotides long. Its product is annotated as zinc finger protein 501-like. Gene Ontology annotation, biological process: regulation of transcription by RNA polymerase II. Bases 110 to 1396 code for a protein of 428 amino acids. Gene Ontology annotation, cellular component: PcG protein complex; transcription regulator complex. The record is from RefSeq and is a predicted model, not a curated record. Lineage: Eukaryota; Metazoa; Chordata; Actinopteri; Cyprinodontiformes; Rivulidae. Gene Ontology annotation, molecular function: DNA-binding transcription factor activity, RNA polymerase II-specific; RNA polymerase II cis-regulatory region sequence-specific DNA binding. The transcript is spliced from 4 exons.